This is a messenger RNA of Lolium rigidum, 2333 nucleotides long. RefSeq names its product PHD finger protein At1g33420. The transcript is spliced from 5 exons. NCBI's taxonomy places the organism in Eukaryota, Viridiplantae, Streptophyta, Magnoliopsida, Poales, Poaceae. The record is from RefSeq and is a predicted model, not a curated record. The coding region runs from base 84 to 2231 and encodes 715 amino acids.
UCUGGUCCGACGACGACGAGGGAGGACGCCGGCGGUGGUGGAUCUGCCAGAUCUGCAGAGAUCCGACGGAGGCGCGAGGGGAGAUGGUUGUGAACGGCCGGCCGCUCAAGAAGGCGAGGACACGGGUCGAGGCCUUUGCGGGGUUCCCGGCGCCCAGGGACGGCGGGGCCGCCGGCACGUUCCGGGAGGCGGUCAGGGGGUUCCUCGCCAGGCACGCGCGCCUGCUGCCGCUCCCCUCCAUCUUCUCGCCGGCGGCCGCCGCCGCCCCGCCGCACCUGCUCACGUGGAGGGUCUCGCUCAGGGUCGGCGACGACGGGGACGACGACGGCGGUGGCGGUGGUGGAUGCGGGGUCGAGCUCAACGUCGUGGAGGAGGAUGUGCUCAGAUCGCGAUCUGUCUAUUGUGAUCAGUGCAGAGUCGUGGGAUGGAGCGGGCACCCGGUGUGCGGGAAGCGGUACCAUUUCAUCAUCGAGAACGACAGCAUCCAGAUGGCUGGCCGUCGACGCACCUGCUGCCUCCGCUGCGGGACUCCCAUGGCCGCGGCAGACUCAAGGUGCCUCUUGUGCAACUUUGACAUGGAAGGCGAGGAGCUGGAAGAGUGUGGAUACCUGCAUCUGGAUGAUUCCUCACACUUGCUGCAUGCAGUUGUUCAUGCAAACGGCUAUGGACAUCUUCUCAGGGUAAAUGGCCGGGAAGGAGGAUCAAGGCUUCUUACUGGCCGUGACAUAAUGAGCUUCUGGGAUCGCCUCUGCAAUGUGCUGCAUGUGAGGAAGGUCACUGUCAUGGACAUAUCCAAGAAGCAUGGAAUGGACUACAGGCUUCUGCAUGCCAUCACAAGUGGUCAUCCGUGGUAUGGUGAAUGGGGUUAUAAGUUUGGCGCUGGUAGCUUUGCACAUACCUCAGACACCUACCAAGAGGCAGUCGAUGUGCUCUCUGGCAUACACCUGGCGCUGUACUUCUCACAUCGCAACACCAUCAGGACCCCAUUACAGAACACGAUUGCUCUGUAUUGGGCCCUAUCCGAUCGACAGCUUGUGACUGUGAGGGACCUCUUCCGGUUCAUAAUGCACCUGCUUCAUCAAGCCCGUAAGGAUGCCGAGAAGUCAAAACCAGUGAUGGGUGGAGAAGUUGAAUCCAAUGUGCUCUGCAUGUGGAACAAAGAAGAUGUUGAUCGAGCCGAAGCUGCAAUGCUCAAGAUUCUCCGUGCUGUAGAGACAGGACGCUGGGUGUCUUGGCGUGCACUUAGGGGAGCUGCAUCCAAGGCUGUUGAUUCACAGGAGCUGCUGGAUUAUUCCCUUAGAGGACUGCGAGGAAAACUGAUGGAUGAUGGCCAUUUCAUUGCUGUCCGCUGCAAUGCUGAGACUAGUGCAAUUGAAUACAGGCUGGAAACAUACUCCAAUCAGUCCCCAGUAGACGCAACUGUGUUUGGGCCCUCUGUUGAGCAUCUAGUACACGAUCUUCGAUUCCUCUAUGAUGCUCUGCUGAACCCUGAAACGAUGCUGACUUCACAACCAGAGGUGGUGGCUGCAUCAUCACACAAUGCAGCUGCAAAAAUCCUGGAUUGCAAGCAGUUCAUCAAACACUAUGAUGAGAGUGCUCCAGAAUCUGUUUUGAACCCAAACCUGCUUUCUGUGAGUUGCUCCAUUGAACUGCUUGAUCAUCCAAAGGACUACACUGCACCACCGAUGGAACUUCUAAUUUUACCAGAAAGUGCUACCCUCGGUCAACUGAAAAUCCAGGCUGCAAAGGUCUUUCAAGAAACGUACCUCAUGUUCCAUAGCUUCCAGGCUGAACAGCUCCCUGACUUCCUAAACUUAAGUGACACAACACCUGUGAAGCAUGUGCUUGGCUCGAGCCAGCUUGUAAGGGUUAGAGGACGGUGCACUGGGGAUCACCGGAGAAUUGUACAGUUCAGGAUGGAGAGGGGUUUGGAGAACUGGACGGUGGACUGUACAUGUGGUGCCAAGGACGAUGAUGGUGAGAGGAUGAUGGCAUGUGAUGUGUGUGGAGUCUGGCAGCACACCAGGUGCUCAGGGAUCAGCGAUUUUGAAGAAGUCCCCGAUAAGUUCAUCUGUAGGAAGUGUGCAAGUCCACGCAAAGGAAAGAAUCGCGGUGGUGGAGGUGGCAGUGGCGGCGGCAGAGUGGAUAUGGGUGCUGCUGGCAGGUGCAAGGAUGAGAUUGGAUCUGUUGGUGGUGCAGGCAAAUUUGGGCGCCUGGCAACCGUGGGGUGACUGUACAUAAUGUAGUGAAAUGUAAAUACUGAGAGCGAGAGAGUGAUGAGCAGAGCCUGAGGCCUCUCUAGACCUUAAGUGGUUAAUGAAAUCUUGUCUUUC